Molecule: messenger RNA, 808 nt
Organism: Cladocopium goreaui
Lineage: Eukaryota; Dinophyceae; Suessiales; Symbiodiniaceae
Source: the annotation of a GenBank genome assembly
UGACAGGCUCAAGCAGAGGCCCUUUUUCAAAAGGCCGAUCUCCGUUCUCCGCCACGGUCGGACCUUUUCGCCAUGGCCACGCCGCUGACGCUGUCCAUUGGCUCGCUAGGAAAGGAACCCUUCGACGUGGACGUUCUCGAAACAUACACGGUCAGUGAGUUGUGCAGAGUGAUCCUGGAGAAAUUGGACCUAGAUCCGACCAAGCAGCACUUGAAACUGAUCUUUGAUACCACGGUCUUGGAGGAUCCAACUCAGACUCUGAGCGCGUACAAGCUGGAGACAGGAAGCAGCCUGCUGCUGUUGCUGGAGAAUCCUGGUCCCAUCGUCCUUCAGGCGACCAUCAACGACCGCACCGCGAGCGAUGAUCCGCUUCCGGCAGCCAGGUCUAAGGAGCUAGCGCAUAGUGUGUCCAGCAUCGAAGUCUCGGCCAAAUGCUUCAAAGAUCAGGACUGGGGAAAUGCCAAGUCAGCAUUGUUUCUGACUCUCAAGCGUGGUGAUGGAGAUGUGUUGCUGCGCAAGAACCUCUAUGGGACCUACAGGGGCCAAGACUAUCCGUACGGCAAGCAGCCCCCAGCAAUCACCUUCACCGAGAGUGACGACAUGGUCUCCCUGGCUGAGCCAGGCUGUUUCUACCAGAUGGAGUAUCGGGUGGGUCAUGGAGGUGGGCACAAGAUCACAGUGGAAGAUUGGGUGGUCAAAAUUUCCUUCGUGAGUUCUUCUUGCACUGAACCUAGCGAUGUGGUUCACUUCAGAACUGGAGCCCAGACCACACGCUCGAGAAGGACCCUUCCUUGCUAGUGGUUUAAGA